Molecule: messenger RNA, 815 nt
Organism: Tribolium castaneum (red flour beetle)
Lineage: Eukaryota; Metazoa; Arthropoda; Insecta; Coleoptera; Tenebrionidae
Product: coiled-coil domain-containing protein 1
Exons: 4
Coding region: 408-746 (112 amino acids)
Source: RefSeq, a predicted model, not a curated record
UUGUGACCAAAAAAAUAAUUUUUGGAAAACACGUGAUGAUUAAAAGUUUGACUCAGAGGGCGCCACACUCAGCCAUUUUGUGUUUUUUCUUAUUCCAUUUUCCCCAUGUUUAAAGGGCAAAAAGUUGCGAUUUUGUGCCAAAUUUGCCAAUAAUGGGCGUUUCGGAUGAAAACUGUUUGAAAUUGUAUUUGCGUCUGCCUGUGAAGAUUAUCGAUGCACAGCAAGUAAAAAAUUUGCACCCCUUAAUUACCAAAGUUGUGUUACCGCGCCAGAAAUCUCGUCGUUGGUGCACUGUUGAAGUUGGUAGUGUUUCCGCAAUUAAGGAACUGAAAGGUGUGAGAAUUGACGGGAAAAAAGUCUACGUCAAGUCACUCAAAAAGAGGAAAAGUGAGCAGUAGGUGUCAGUGAUGAUGGGGGCUGGAGGGUUUAUUAGGAAUCCAGGGUGGGAUAUUUUAAGUGGGGAUGAUUUGAUGGAUGAGGACUAUCACAAUGAUCUAGUUAUAGACAAUUUUUUUGAUGACGGGGAUGAUUUUGAAUUGAAUUCCGAAGUUGUGCUCUUUUUGCCAGCUGAGGAGCUGGAGGCGGACGAAGACGAUUAUUUUGUUGUUUCAGAUGAUACAGUAGAUAUUGACGAUGAUGAUGAUGAGGAUUACGUCCUCUCUGAUUCCCUAGACGAUGAGGAUUUCGACGAUGACAACGCCAUAGUUAUGCCCAGCGACGAGUCCUCGCCUGAGCGAAAUAAUUAAGAAUAAUUAUCUGUGUUAAUAAUUUAAUAAAUAAAUCUAUUUUUGUGUUAACCACCGAAGACAAAAACA